Teleopsis dalmanni is the source of this 3396-nucleotide messenger RNA. Its product is annotated as mucin-5AC. The record is from RefSeq and is a predicted model, not a curated record. Lineage: Eukaryota; Metazoa; Arthropoda; Insecta; Diptera; Diopsidae. The transcript has 7 exons. Gene Ontology annotation, molecular function: protein binding. Bases 127 to 2781 code for a protein of 884 amino acids.
UUUAUUAUAAUAAAAAUACGAAAAAAUUCAAAAAAAAUUCGAAAAAAAUUGGUAAAAUUCUGCAAUUUUCGACACACAACUGGAACAAUAUAUUUAAGUCUCUGUUUUUGCUUUUAUUAACGGAUAAUGCGCUUUUCUCUGCUCAACCAACAACAGAACUUUCAACAAAAUAAACAGAAAAUGCACAUCAAACUUAAUCGAACUCAGCAUAGAAAUAUCGCCAUAGUAAUUUGCCUUUUAGUAGCUGGAAUCACUAAAACAAAUGCAGUGCCCACAGACAACACAGAUGGUGCUGCCAUACGUACGCUGCCAUCGCUCCAUCGAGCACUACGGGAAGUUGCCGCUUUGACAAGCAACUUAAUGCAGGAGUCCGAAUUAAGGGAUACCACAUCUACAGAAAUCACAAUGGACCAACCGCAAGGUCAAUGUCUAUUAGAUGGUAUCCUUGUGUCGGAAACAACGGUUUACUGUGAGAAACAAGUUGGAUGUCGCGCCAUACAGAAGACAGGACACUGCUGUCCCGAUUACAAAUGCGAUUGCGAAAAAGAUGGUAAAACUUAUUUGAAUGGUGAUAAGUUAGUGGAUCCAGAAACACCUUGUACUGUUUGCUAUUGCCAAGGUGGCGAAAUAUUGUGCAGCUCAGUAACUUGCUUCCAUCGUGAUGAUUGCAAACCAAAAUAUAUUGUUGGACGCUGUUGCCCGGAGUAUGAUAAUUGUCCUGUUCUUAGUCCUAGUAAUAACAACAAUUCUGUUGUGGAUAUUCCGACUAAUCCGUUUACAACUACAACUUCAACAUCAACAACUAUAAGACCCGAGAUAGCUGCCGCUGCAAAUAAUCCAAAAAUAACGAUCAAAGAAAUCACAAAACGCAUGGAAAUUCGCAUAACCAAUGACAAUAAAGCUAUACCCAUACCUCAGAUGCUGAAACCCAACACCCCUAGUACUUCAACAACAACAAUGCCAGUAGUCGAAACAAGUGCACCCACUUCAUUGGCAGCGCAGAUAGCAACAACAACACCUGCUGUGGGAAUUUCAACAAUUUCAACAAUAACCAAUCUACCAACAUUAACAACACCGGCACCAGCCACAACAACAACCGCUGUUGGUUUAGCUAAGACAUCAUCAACAUCAGACUCAACAGAAAUCAGCAAUAAAAGCUCUGUGCAAGCUCCAGCUUCCAAUGACGUUGAGAAUAGCCGACGACAAACAUUGCUUCCAGUCAAUAACAAUAAAAGCACCGAAAGCUUAAAGUUAAGCGCUUCAGUCGCAUACCCGACAACUGGAAGUGAAUUAGAAAGCUUCGAUGAAAAGCCACUUGCCGCGUUUGUUGGUCAAAAUGGUUUGCAAGGCGAAAGCGAGACCACGAAUGAUGCCAAUAAAGUGAAUAUCAAACGCGAGAAUUUACUAACCACAUCUGUUGCGAACAGUGCUGAACAGACGGAUUCAUUGGAACUAAUUUUUCCAAAUGAAUCUGUACGCGCUAGUAGUAGCGAGCAGAUUAAUGGUAACGAAAGUGCACAAGCACCCGUGGAACUGGAACCCGACACAGCUGGAAGUGACAACAUAUAUCACAUAAUACUGACUACCGAUGGCCCGCGUACAAGCGAACAUAUAGAACACACCGAAAGCUAUUUGACCAAUGACACAAUAUCCACGGAAGGUGUAAGCUCUCCCACUGCUGUAGAGAGUGCAUUUGUUAAAGACACCAAUCCACUGUCACAAAAUACCAGUAAUACCAAGAACAGUAGCACUGAAAGUCCAAUCAGAGCACAAAGUUCAACAGAACCACCAUGUGAAACCUUAACAUCCGUAGUCGAAAGCACUACACCUAAACUUACAGACGCACCGAAGUCAACUACAUUUGCAACUGAUAGACAGAAAGUCACCACAGACGACAUGCAUCAUGCCGAAGAUGAAGACACCGUUGUACCUAUGGAGUCCAAUCCAGCUUAUCCUUCACUACCAGAAGAUGACUUUAGUUUGAGAGAUGUGAACUUUCCAUUAACUGAAGCAGAAGAUAUUGUUGAAACUGACAAUAAAGACGAACACAGACAUCUACACGAGGUACCAUAUGAAACCCCAAAAAGUACUAAGCAUUUGGAUACCGGCAGCUUCCUGGGUAGUGAUGGUAGUGGUAGUGGUGGUGGCAGUGGUAAUGGUGCAGAACUUAUUGAAAAUAAUGUACAAAAUGGUGGUACCGAAGACACCACUACAGAAACACUCUACACUUUACCUAAACGCAUUGAAUUAAUGUAUUCUAUGGAAGACAAUUCAGCUGAAACUACAAUUUCGAAUGGCACUAAUUUUCAACUACAGAAAAUUAUUAAAGAUACAGACAAUGAAACAGGUUCUGGGAUAGGUGCAUCUCUAGAAAUUGAAUCAGCUGAUGAUACUGUAAGCAUACCUGAUGUAAGUAGCGGUAGUGGUAAUGGCAGUGAAGAUAUGAACCCCAUUAAGAGUGCAAUAAAAAAGAAAUAUAUUAAAUCUCCCGAACCGACAACACCACGUACACGAAUCGAAACCGAUUUAGAUAUCGAUGAGUUAAGUAAUGAACCAGCAUUACGUGAAGAUCCUAAGUUAGAUGCAGAAAGUCUUAAACUACAUGAGAGUGCAGAAGAUGAUGCCGGCAAGUCAGGCACAGCCGUAAAAGGUAACAUUUUAGCAGUUGAAGCAUAUCCAAUACAGGAGAGAGCUGCUGAAGAAAUUGCGCCAAGUAAUACUUUGGUUGGCACCGAAAAUAGUGGACGCAUACAACGACUUUAUUUACAUAGAAUUUUUUAAAGAAUAGGUCUGAAGCAAAGAUGGAAGAGAAAUUAGUCGAGAAGAGACAAACUAUAUUAGGUAGUCAUGAAACAAAAUAGAAUAUUAAUAUACUAGAACAUUAAAACAAAUUAAAGAUAUAGAAAUUAAAGAACGAAUACAUAAAACAAGAGAACAGACAGCAUUGAAGCAGCGUCGCACAUCUGUAGAUAUUAGAACAAAAUUUUUACUUUUUCAGCAGAUAUUUCAAUUUUGAAAUACCUCGCAAAAUUCCUCCAACGAAAUUCCUAAAUUUUUCAGAUCAAGUGUAAUAUAAUAUAAUAUGCUAAGCUGAUAUGAAAGAAUAUACACUGAAUAUAUCGUCACGAAGCUCAUAUUCUCAAGAAGAACAUUAGUAAUUACAUGCAAUGAAAACUUCAUCUAUAUAUAUAUGUACAUAUAUAUAUAUAUAUAUAUAAAUAUAUGUUCAUAUGCCUUAUAUACGGCUAGUAAACAAUUAUAGAUCUCCAGAACUGAUUUACUUUAGUGGCAGCACUGGCAACUCAUGUUUCAGUGGAUUGUCAAUGCACCAAGUAAUAAUUAUAUAUUGGCCAUGUCUGGAAACAUUGCUCAUUCCAUUUCUAAAAAAUAUAAGAA